Molecule: messenger RNA, 5897 nt
Organism: Tigriopus californicus
Lineage: Eukaryota; Metazoa; Arthropoda; Copepoda; Harpacticoida; Harpacticidae
Product: toll-like receptor Tollo
Exons: 2
Coding region: 601-4590 (1329 amino acids)
Biological process (GO): signal transduction
Cellular component (GO): plasma membrane
Molecular function (GO): protein binding
Source: RefSeq, a predicted model, not a curated record
GCGAACCUCGCAAAACCAGCUGUUUGUUGUUCUUUCCAAAGAUCGGCGCGCGCUGUUUCUCUGAGCUCUGGAACGGCGCUUUGCCUCGGGGAUCACGGGCACUCGCCUCUCGUGCCGGGGAGUAAACAAAAAAAACUGCGGAUGGCUGGUAGUUUUACGUGAGGCAUCGUCGCGAGUAGUUGAUGUACUUGGUGUUAAAGGAAUUGACGCGGUAUUUACUGAAGGAUAUUGAACGAGUAGUAUAUGUAUACACCUGCCUUCAUCAAUUGGAUGUGUUCAAGAUUUGAGACUCUGUAGUUGUGAAGUGAAAAAACAACGGAUAACCUGUUUUUUGUGCGGCUCGCUGGAAUCGGUUUCUAUUGAAUCCUCGGUCUCAUGACCAAGACAAACAUCAAUUAGCUCCAAUCAGCUAAGGCAUGUUUUGGGUUCCUUGCUCCAAUUAACUGACUCCUCUGUCGAUAAGAAGAGAUGGUACUUCCUCGUUGUCCAAGGAAGGAGGCACUAAGCCGGAAAUUCAUGCACAACUGAGUCCUCGGUUCGAUGGUGGAACCUUGGAACACGAUGUUUUGAGGAGGAGCACGCUCCAAUGGGACUGCAAGAAUGAAGCGCAAACGUAGUGGCUCGAUGUUCCAUGAUGGAACACGAGGAUCAUCUCGAUCCGCUUUGCCAUCCGUUAUCCUCCGUCUUGGCAUUGUCUACUCCAUGUCCAGCUGGUUAUGGUCAUGCUCAUUGAUUUUCACCCUGGGAGGCCUCCUGGUUGGUGGUGGUGCGGAUGGUGCCCCGCCCCCAGUGCCAGACGAUUGUCAGCCGUCUCCGUUUGAAGAUGGUCUAGCUCUGAUCUGUUCUUUGUCGGCUAUCAACUCGGCUGAGGAGAAAACCAAUUUCUCGGUGGUCCCUUCCGAGCACACUCUCAGCCUCACCGUGAGGUGUCGAGAGCCCUCACUGAGUCGAUUGGAGGCUGAUGGAUUCCGGAGCCUCCAACACCUCAAGAAGCUCACUUUAGAUGGCUGUCACUUGAGAGCCAUCCCUCCUCGGGCCUUCUAUGGGUUGGAUAAGUUGCGGUCGCUGACGGUGAAGACCCGCAAUGCAGGGGUGCUCUCCGUGAGCACGGACGCUUUUGUGGGCUUGAGUGCUCUUGAGCAUCUCGAUCUGAGUGGCAAUUACAUCCGUUACCUCUCACCCCACGCCCUCUGUCCACUGACGAGGCUGACGUCACUCAAUAUGUCCCUCAAUGAAAUUGGCACCCUUGCCGACUUGGGGAGCAGUCUGACGUGCCUGGAGUCCGUCCAAAAGAUCGAUUUGUCCAACAAUGACUUGUCCCAUCUCUCCUCCGAGUAUCUGACCUCGAAGACUUGGCCCAAACUGGAGGAACUCCGUCUCAACAACAAUUAUAUUCGCUCUCUCAAGGGAAAUAUCUUGCGAAUGAAGACGUGGCUCCACUUUGUGGAUAUGGCCAACAAUCAACUCUCCUCCUUACCCGAAGAUCUAUUUCAAGAUGCAAUGCGACUCAAGAGGAUUAGCCUGUCAAAUAACAGCCUGGUUGAGCUGCCAUCGACCCUCCUCCAAGGGCCAGUGAGCCAAUCUCUGGAGGUAUUGGAUUUGUCGGGUAAUCUUCUCACAUCCGUGGAUGCUCCGCUACUGGAUAAUCUCCAGGCACUCACCUUCCUGGAUCUCAGUUUCAAUGCAUUAGUUUCCAUUGACUCAGCGAGGGAUUUCCGCGGCCUGAAUGCACUCCAAUCGCUCAAACUGAGUCAUAACAAGCUGUCGAGGCUACCUAAUCUCCCUUUGCCCGCCCUCAGAUCCCUCGUUCUCUCCCACAAUGAUCUCACAUCGAAAUUACCAGGUCGGAUCUUCACCAAACUCCCCAACUUGUCGCACCUGCUCUUGGACUUCAAUGACAUCCAAGAACUGCCCCAGGCCCUUUUUAACAAUGCCACGCGCAUCACAGUGCUUGAUCUGAGCCACAAUCGCUUGGGUGUCAUUCCCACCGCCGUGAACAAUCUCAAGAAUCUCCAAUCAUUUGCUAUCAGCCAUAACCACUUGAAGAACCUUAGUCAGCUCCAACUCCCGGCCUUGUGGAGACUUCAGGCCAGUGGCAAUAGCUUGAGCAACGUCACUUCCUCUCAAUUGGAUGGAUUGCCUGCUCUUCAAGUGUUGGACUUGUCUCUGAAUCGAAUUCAGGACAUCGAAAAGAGUGCAUUUGACUCAAACAAGCCUUUGCAAGCUCUUCGGUUGGAUGGUAAUAAGUUGACUCGGAUUGAUGGGCUCUUCCAGAAUCUGCCCAAUCUGACAUGGUUGAACGUGUCGGCCAAUGAAAUAUCUGUUUUCGAUUACGCCAUGGUGCCCACCACUCUCCAGUGGUUGGACAUGCAUCAAAAUCAGAUCCGCUCACUGGAAAAUUACUUCUCCCUCGAAAGCCAGUCCCAACUCAAGCACAUUGACGCGAGUUUCAAUCAAAUCAAGGAACUCGGUCCCCAGAAUGUUCCAAAUAAUGUGGAGACCUUGCUGCUCAAUGACAAUGAAAUAGCCACUCUCGUGCCCUACACUUUCUUCAAGAAGUCCAAGUUGAAGAAAGUGGACUUGUCAGUUAAUCAGUUGGAGAUGGUGGACCGCAACAGCUUGCGGUUGUCCCAGGAUCAACCAGACAUGGUGUCCAGUCCUUCGCUGAUGGCGAAUGGCCUCUAUCCUCACGAGUUACCCAACUUCUACUUGGGCGGGAAUCCCAUCCGGUGUGAUUGCCAUAUGGCUUGGUUCAAGUCCAUAAACAAUGAGGAGGCCAAUGCCUUACAGAACUUGCCCCAUGUGGCCGACCUCGAGUCCAUUUAUUGUCAACUCAUGUACUCAAGGGACAAGAGUUUCGUGCCUUUGGUGGACGCUCGCAUAGAGGAGUUUCUCUGCAGUUACAAGACACACUGUUUUGCUCUCUGCCACUGUUGCGAUUACGAUGCUUGUGAUUGCGAAAUGACUUGCCCAAACAACUGCACUUGCUACCAUGACACCUCCUGGACCAAAAACAUUGCCGAAUGUUCCAAUGCUGAGUUCAGGGAGCUCCCCGAGCAAUUACCCAUGGAUGCCACCGAGAUCUUUCUUGACGGGAACAACCUGGAACUGCUGCCGUCUCACACCUUCAUUGGUCGGAAAAACUUGGAAGUGCUCUAUCUGAACAAUUCCCUCAUCAGCAUUGUGGACAACCACACUUUCAAUGGACUGGCCUCGCUUGAAGUGCUCCACUUGGAGGACAAUGCCAUUAGCAAGCUCCAAGGUGACGAGUUCCAUGGUCUCUUAUUCCUUCGGGAGCUCCAUUUGGAGAACAACCGCAUCCACAGCGUGAGCAAUGCGACAUUUGAGGACCUCCGAAGUUUGGAAGUGCUGUUCUUACAUGGAAACCAGAUCAUCGACUUUCCCGUCUGGACGUUAGCACUCAAUCCCAACUUGAAGAGUGUUCAAUUGGCUGGAAAUCAUUGGUCUUGCUCGUGCCGGUUUAUGGAGAAUUUCCGUCUCUGGCUGGUGCGCAAUAGAGCCACUGUUCUAGAUGGGUCUAACAUUAUGUGCGUGUCUUCGAAUGAGGCCGGGAGUGAAGUGUUAACCUCGUCCAUGUUGAACAUUACUAAUUGUCUCCAGGAAUCGGCCAUUACGGCCACCACUCACAUUCAGCAGGCAAUGGGCGACGGCCAGAGUGACUUGGCUUAUGCCACAGAUAACAAGGAUGACACUAACGACUCGGGUGGUUCCGUGAUUGUGAGCAAGAUCUUGUUCGAUUUCCUGCCCAUUUUCUUCUCGGUAAUUGCCGUGGUGGUUCUCCUCAUUAUCCUGGCGGUGCUUGUCUUUUUGUACCGGAACAAGGUUCGUCUCUGGCUCUAUAGCAAAUAUGGGAUCCGCUUCUUCCACCGCAUUGAUGGUAUCAUGGACGACGCUGAUAAGAUCUUUGACGCGUUCAUUGCUUACAGUGCCAAGGACGAGGCCUUUCUCCGCCAAGUCUUGGCCCCAGAGCUAGAACUCUCCCAGACCUCUAGUCAGCAGUACAAAUUGUGCCUCUUCUAUCGGGACCUUCCGGCCAUUCACCACAUCAAUGGGGGCGGGAUUCCACUAGCACAUCAUCCCCAUCACCAUCAUCACAUCUACCACCAGAUCCCCGAUGCGAUUGUCCAGGCGGCCGAAGCGUCACGUCGGACUGUGAUCGUUUUGUCUGAACAUUUUCUUAAGUGUGAAUGGUCGCGCUACGACUACAAAUCAGGCCUUCACACGGCCUUGCGUUGCAAUCGUGGGAAAAAACUCAUUGUGAUCCUCUUGGGUGAUAUUGCAAGUCGACGGGAUUUGGACCCAGACUUGAGACUUUACAUGAAAACGGGGAUCGUUUUACAAUGGGGUGAUAAGUUGUUCUGGGACAAGCUUCGCUACGCCCUGCCCGACAUUCGAAUCUUGAACACGUCAGCAUUUUCUCCCGACACCAAUUCAUUCCGAUACGAGACCUACAACCCUCACCAGUCCAUGGCUACCCGAAGCAUGGGCAGUUCCACUUAUCAGAGUGUCCUCACCACCACCACGCCCGAUGAGCAGGACUCCACGCGAACCAUGACCAUUCAUAUCUAGAACUGCCCAAGGAGAGCCGAAAUUAUGGAAGACGAGGCCAGGCUAUAAAUCCAAUCUUGAACAGGAGGGACACUCAUUUAAUGGGAUGUUGAAAAUCUACUCCACUCCAUUGUUCUCUGGGGCCCACUGAGUCGAGUGGGGAUUCUCACGAUUUUUUAAUUCUUCUCCGUUAUGAUGAACGGAGAGAAUAUUCAAGAACCUGGUCAACCCACCUCCCUUGACUGCCAUCCAUCGACCCCUGAACUUUUGAAACGGGAAGAAAAUUGUUGGGCAAACUGUCAGAUAUUCCUUCGUCUUAUUCUUCUCCUCCUCUUCUCUCGUAUCUUCCGUCUCUCUUCUCUUCAUGCCGGAGAACAAUUUCAUCGAAAGUGAACCUGUACACCAUGUAAUUUAGUCAAGUGGACCCUCGGACCCCCUUCAAGUACUCCACGCAGUCCCCGUCUUGCUUUGGGAGUGCUGAGCAGCUCCAUGAGUGAGUGAAAAAUCAAGUUUCUGAGGCCUCCUCGCUCGCUCGCUCGCUCCUCUCAUGUGAUCAUCCGUGCUCUGUAACCACUCUUCCUUGCCCACUACUCAUGGUCAUCUUUGUCCAAGACUUGUAAUAAUGAUCUACAAACGAGCUGCUCCCGCUCCAGGCUCCACUUGACUCUCCUCAAUUCAGUUUCUCAUUGUUCGUUUCGAAUUCAGACCCCAAUUCCAAAUAUCAGCCCUCCUUCUCUCCCUUCAUCGCGUCAUCACCCAAAGUGAACGUGAACGGAAACUAACCUCAGCGUCAAGUUCUCCCAAUUUUGUGGACGGUUCCUCAAUCUCCGACGUACAGAUUAACCGGGUGAUUUAAUUGCCUUGUAAAAAUUAAGAGAACUAGGCAGGGGAAAAUUGGUCGGGUGCUUUUUUAUGGUGAUGAUAGAGUCGUUCGUUCUAUCAGGAAAAUUUUAUAACCCCCUCUCUCACUUCCUCCAUCCACUUUUUCCAAUGUUCCAAUCUUGAGCAAGGCAGAAGAAGAACCCUUUAAGACCUCCUACCUCUUUUCUCUUCUUCUCCCCUCUGCAAUUUCUCCGUUUUCAGGUAUGUUUUCUGUAGCUUUUCAACUCGGAAAAGUACCCUCCAAUCCCCUGUUUCUCUCACCACCAUGUCUGUGAUAUCUUUCCUUUAUACGACGUAUAAUGUAUAGUUACAAACACCAGUCGUCAGUUUCGUUCAAUAUGAUUUAUAAUCUAAUAUGCGUCGAGUAAGCGUCAUGUAUUACUAGUACACCCAUGUAUGGCUAACAUCCAUUUCGAUCCAAUUGAAUAAAAAAUAUCCUCACUGGA